Messenger RNA from Saccharomycopsis crataegensis, 4335 nucleotides. RefSeq names its product Tcb3p (gene TCB3). Gene Ontology annotation, molecular function: lipid binding. The transcript has 2 exons. The record is from RefSeq and is a predicted model, not a curated record. Bases 1 to 4335 code for a protein of 1444 amino acids. Lineage: Eukaryota; Fungi; Ascomycota; Saccharomycetes; Ascoideales; Saccharomycopsidaceae.
AUGAGUUCAGGACCUGAUACUGCUAGUGAUUCUGGAGGAUCCUCCAAAGUUAAUAAGAGGUUUACUAUGAUGAAUGGUAGCUCAAAAAAUGUUUUAAAGGCUCCUGGAAAGCUUGCUGGAGGCUUGACUAAAGGUGCCUCAGAUUUGAAUAAAGGUAUUAUGAAAGGUGCCACCGACCUUAAUAAGGGCAUUGUGAAAGGUGCCUCAGACAUUCACAACAUUAACAAAGGUUUAGCAAAAGGAGCCCUAGAUAUUGGCAAGAAUGCCAUCGAAGUAGGAAAAGGCGUCAAUGAUGUAGCAAAGCUCGUUACAGGAGCUGCUGGAAAUUUACUCCUGAAAUCAGAAGAAGAAGAAAAGCUAAAGUCAGUGGAAAAGCCAAAAGUUAUCGAAAAGCCAAAACCAAAGCCAUCUCAUCGUAAGUUGAACACCGACCUUGCUACUUUUGAUUGGGAGAGCGUUGGUUAUUUUCAGACCGGCAUUGAUAAGGGCGGUGAUGGUGAAGCAAUGUUGGCUAAAUCCGAAGCGAUGAAAACUUAUCUUAGUGAUGCUUACUACAGCGAUUUAUAUGUGAACACUAUUUUGGUUACCGGUACUUGUUUCUUUUCUUGGUUAAUUGCCAGAGUUGGCGGCAGCUUCUUGUGGCUUGGUUUGGUAUUUCUUGGUGCUACUUCAGUCUACAGAGCUGAGUUCAGAAGAUUCACUAGAGAUACCCGUGAUGAUAUGUUGAGACUUUCUAUUUCUGACCGUUUGGAAAAUGAAACAGAAACUUUAGAAUGGUGUAAUAAUUUGUUAUCAAAAGUUUGGUCAAUUUACAUGCCUUUAAUGGGGGAUAUUGUGAAGACUAACGUGAAUCCAAUUUUGGCCGGGGUGGCUCCAGGUGGUGGUAUUGAUUCUAUUGAACUUACCCACUUCCACUUGGGCUCAGUGGCUCCAAAAAUUACUGGUAUUAAAUCAUAUACCAAAAUUACCAAUGAUGCUUAUGAAAUGGACUGGGCUUUUGCAUUUGAUCCCAACAACAGAGAAAACAUGACCAAGGCGGAAAUUAGAAAGCAAAUCAUGCCAAAGGUUGUGAUCAAGGCUGCUCUUGGUAAAGGUAUCAUUUCCAAGAAAUUCCCAAUCAACGUUGAAGAUAUGGGAUUUGUUGGUAGAAUGAAAAUCAGAUUGACUUUUACUGAUAAGUUCCCAAUGAUUGAGCUUAUUAGAGUACAAUUCUUGGAGCCUCCAAAGAUUGACUACGCCUUGAAACCAAUUGGUGGUGAUACUUUUGGUAUUGAUAUUAUGAAGUUUAUUCCUGGUUUGAAGUCUAUUAUUAAUGAAGGUAUUAACUGGGGUAUCAAGAGUUUCCUUAUCGCUCCAAAUUACCAGGAAGUUAACCUUGUUGAUAUUAUGAGUGCUGCAUCUACCGAUAUCAAUUCUGUUCUUGCCGUUGAAUUAAAGGAUAUUACUCUUUCUAAUGCUGGUGAUUAUUAUGCUGUCCUUUGUACUGAAAAUUCUGCAGAAGACAAGAAGAUUAGAACUGACACCAAACCUGGUACUAAAAACCCUGUUUGGAAUAAAACUUAUUAUGUGUUGAAUAAUUCCAUUGAACAGAAUUUGCUUAUUAAUGUUUAUAAGUCUGGUGGAUUUGGUAAGGACAAAUUAGUGGGUACCGCAGAAUUUGAUUUAACCUCAUGCUACCAAAAGGAUAAAUUUACCGGAUUGAAUGUGAAAUUGAAAUCUAGCGGCAAACAUGUGGGUUUUGCCAACUUUGAUUUGUUCUAUUUCCCAGAACUUGAAGCUCCUACUUUGGAUGACGGCGCCAAGGGUCCGGUUCCAGAGUCCGAAGUUGGUAUUUUGAAAUUUGUGUUGAAUGAAGCUAAGGACUUGGAUGUGUCUUCUUCUUUGGUUGGUCAAGUCUCACCGUAUGCAGAAAUUUACUUUGACGGUAAAUUGAAGCAUAAGACUAGAGUUUUGAAAAGAUCCAAUGAACCAUCGUUUGGUGACGUUAUCGAAACUUUGGUCAGCUCGAAGUCUGAAACUAACAUCAAGAUUGUUAUCAAGGACUCAGUGGGCUUCAGUGAAGACACAAUGUUGGGUGAAUACGAGGGCGUUCUUGGUGACAUUCUUAGUCAAGUUGAAAGUACCGGUAACUCUUUGUUUAAGUUGAGUGCUAAAGGUGUUAUUAAGAUCACUCCUACUUGGAGACCUUUGGCCAUGGCUAAAAUUGCUAGCGAAGUAUCACACAAAGAUCCAUUGGGUGUUUUCAGAAUUCAUGUUCGUGAUGCAUCUGAAUUACACGGACUGGUUGACCCAUAUGUUUCAAUUUCUUUGAACGAUAAAGUGAGAUUUCAAACAAUUGUCCAUCCAGAGAAUUCAAGUCCAAUUUUUGAAGAAGUUUGUUACAUUCCAGUGACUUCCGAAAAUCAAUAUGUUACUUUGGAUGUUUUUGAUGCUGAAAAGAAUGGACGUGAUAAAAUAUUGGGGGACACCUCAUUCAAGGCUGACAAGCUUUUGAAGAAGAGCCCAAGUGGUGAAUAUUACUAUGUUGACGGAAGCGAAAAAAUAGUUAAAGCUCCAUUGUUUAAACCAAAAUCCAAAACUUCUAAGGGCUUUUUGUCAUACUCUAUAAGUUUUAUCCCAACAACCGCUGUGUAUUCACCAAAGGAACUCUUAGACUUGAAAAAAGAAGAUGAAAAGAUCCAAGAGAAAAUGGAGAAAGAAAAAGAAGAACAAGAAAAAUUGCAACUUGAGUUCAAAAAGAAACCAAAAGAUUAUGAAUGGGUGGAAGUUGAUAGUCCUUAUGGUAACAGAGAUCCUCACAAAAAACAAAUUCCGCUUUCCGAAUUAAUCACUCAUAACAGUGGUGUGUUGAGUGUUGACAUCAUCAAGGGUUCUUUGGAUCAUAAGAAGGCCUUUUUACACGUUUUGGUGGAUGAAGUUGGUUACCCAGGACUAGUUGCUGGUCCUGCUAAUGCAGGAUUAGUGUCCUCCAGUUACUCAACAAUUUUCAUUAGAGAUUUAAAGAAUUCUGUCUUUGUGGUUAGAGAAGCAUCCAAGGAAGAGGCAGAAGCCCCAGAAGAUGUUUACUACGAACAUUGUUACUCUACUUUAGAAAUUUUGAAGAAGGCUUACAAUGAGCCAACGACCCUUAAAAUUGGCAACGGCAAUUCUCAAAGCACCGUCACUUUGCAAGUAUCUUACUCGCCAUCUAAAGUUGAACUACACCCUAGUGAACUUAUGAUUGAUACUGGUAAACUUACUCUCGAUAUUCUUAACGGUGAAGACUUGCUCGCUGCUGACAGUAAUGGGAAGUCAGACCCAUACGCUGUCAUCAAGCUUAAUGGGGCCAAGGUUUUCCAAACAGAAAUUCAAAAGAAGACUUUGCAUCCAACAUUCAAUGAAUCUGCAUCUUUCCCAAUACCGUCAUUAAAGAGAACGAGAUUAGUUGUUCAAAUGUUUGACUGGGACUUGGCAGGUGAUGACGACUACUUGGGUGAUGCGUUGAUUGAUUUGUCACAAGUGAAACCAGGUCAUCAGACUAGUGUUUCCACUCCUUUGGUGUUGGAAGGAAAACCAGCAGGAAAGAUCAAUUUUAGAGUUGGGUUUGAACCUCAAUAUAUUAGACCAAAAAUUGAAAAAUUCGGCGGUGGUCUUCCUGGUAUUGGAGCAGUUAGCAAGGUUCCAGUAAAGCUUGUUGGCGGUGUUGCUAAAGGUGCUGUUGGUGGUGUUGGAUUAAUUGCUGGUGGAGUUGGUAAAGGCGGAGGAAAAAUUUUGGGAGCCUUGGGUGGUAAAAAAAGCAAAAGGUAUUCUUUACACUUUGGGCACGGUAAUUCUGAUACCCAAUCCACAAUCAAUGGUAAUGAGUCUACCUAUGAUGCGGAAAGCUCAUUUGUGUCAACCCCAACUAACGGCGCAGCAAGCAUUAUUGGCGGCGCUAACGAAAGCCAACUCUCAAGUACCAUGACUUCCAGCACUGCGAUUUUCGGGGGUAAGAGAUCUACUGGCAGAAUAACUAUCAAAGAAUUACACGGGCUUGAUGAUACUCACCAACAUUUAUCAUUGAGGGUGUUAUUGAAAAAUAAUGAUUUGGGAACCAAAGAGAUUUUGAAGACCAGGAGAAGCAAGGUUCAUGAAGCAACUUACAAAUUUUCAGAAGAAGCUACAUUCAAGGCUAUCCCUGAAGAUGGAUUAGUUUUUGAAGCAUUGGUUCCUCACAGAUUAGGAAAGGAUAAAAAGAUUGCCGAAGGUAGUAUUGCAAUUAAUAGUGUUGUUGAUAAUUCUGACGAUUUGACUGUUGAACUUGGUAACCUUGGUAAUGCUGUAAUUAAUGUCAGAUACUCUGCUCCAUCGGCAUGA